Saccoglossus kowalevskii is the source of this 604-nucleotide messenger RNA. Its product is annotated as small ribosomal subunit protein uS15. The record is from RefSeq and is a predicted model, not a curated record. NCBI's taxonomy places the organism in Eukaryota, Metazoa, Hemichordata, Enteropneusta, Harrimaniidae. Gene Ontology annotation, molecular function: small ribosomal subunit rRNA binding; structural constituent of ribosome. Gene Ontology annotation, biological process: translation. Gene Ontology annotation, cellular component: ribosome; cytosolic small ribosomal subunit; nucleolus.
GUGCAUUGUGGGAAAUUUGUUUUUUUGCACACGUCACGAAAGUUCUUCCUUUUCCCGACAAGCUGCCAACAUGGGUCGUAUGCACGCACCGGGCAAGGGUAUUUCCGCCUCAGCCCUUCCAUACAGGAGAAGUGUUCCCACAUGGUUAAAAUUGACGUCAGAAGAUGUGAAAGAACAGAUAUUCAAAUUGGCAAAAAAAGGUCUUACCCCAUCACAGAUUGGUGUUAUCCUUCGGGAUUCCCAUGGUGUGGCACAGGUUAGAUUUGUUACAGGAAAUAAAAUUUUACGUAUUCUGAAAGCAAAGGGUCUGGCUCCCGAUCUACCCGAGGAUCUUUACCAUCUCAUCAAGAAGGCUGUAGCAGUACGUAAGCAUCUUGAAAGAAAUCGCAAGGACAGAGAUGCCAAAUUCCGUCUUAUCCUUAUUGAGAGCAAAAUCCACCGUCUUGCUCGUUACUACAAGCGCAAACAAGUGUUACCUCCUAACUGGAAGUACGAAUCAUCAACAGCCUCUGCACUGGUGGCAUAAAUUUCUUAUAAUGGUCACGUUCAUCUGAAGUGUAACUUUACCAGAAUUGAGAAAAUUAAAAAAAAGUGAUAAAAGCCA